Marasmius oreades (fairy-ring Marasmius) is the source of this 1736-nucleotide messenger RNA. RefSeq lists its product as uncharacterized. NCBI's taxonomy places the organism in Eukaryota, Fungi, Basidiomycota, Agaricomycetes, Agaricales, Marasmiaceae. The transcript has 12 exons. The record is from RefSeq and is a predicted model, not a curated record. The coding region runs from base 100 to 1638 and encodes 512 amino acids.
GCAGCACGUGCCCCCCGGAUUAAACCCCCGCGUAUUCAGGUAUAAUUCAGAACCGGGCUCGGAUGAGUACUUUCUUUACCCCCAUCACCACUGCUGACUAUGAGCGACUCCCACGAACGAUGGGUAUCGGGAGGCACCCUUAUCGAUGCUGCUCCUCCAGACACGAGAACCACCUCCGGAGAGGAGAAGAUUAUCCCACCUGAACACCCGUAUAGGACGCUGGUACUAUGCUUCGAUGGUACCGGGGACCAAUUCGACUCUGAUAACUCGAACAUUGUGGAACUCUUCUCGAUGUUGAAGAAGGAUGACUGUUCCAAACAGAUGGUUUAUUACCAGGCAGGGAUCGGCACGUACACCACCCCUCAAAUUGCUACGCCUCUGGGAGCGAGGAUAUCCAAGGCUAUCGAUGAAGCCGUAGCUUGGAACUUGGAUGCACACGUUAUGGGUGGAUACGAAUUCUUGAUGCAGAACUACACAAUAGGUGACAGAAUAUGUAUCUUUGGGUUCUCGAGGGGGGCGUAUACGGCUCGGAGUCUAGCGGGUAUGAUUCACAAGGUCGGAAUCCUACCCGCAUGCAAUCACCAACAAGUGCCGUUCGCGUACAAGAUGUACACACAAGCUGAUGAAGUGGGUUGGAAACAGAGUAAUGCGUUUAAGAAAGCGUUUUCAAUCGAUGCGGAUAUUGAGUUUGUCGGCGUUUGGGACACUGUCAACUCCGUCGGCCUCAUCCCAAAACGCCUUCCCUUCACGACGUCGAAUACGAACGUUCGGACGUUCAGGCAUGCGGUCUCACUUGAUGAACGACGAGCGAAAUUCAAAGCGAACUUGUGGAACCGUCCUAACGAAGCCGAGGCUAAACUUGGUUUGGCGCAAAAGGGGAAUACGAAUUCCGGGUCUGGAUCUACUACGACGAAAAGUCAGCCACACCUUCAGAAGCCACAUUCAAUAUGGGCACUUGAACAGCAGUAUUCAAAAGAUCGUACUCUUCCGACGGAUAUAGAAGAGGUCUGGUUUGCAGGAUGUCACUGUGACGUCGGGGGUGGCUCGGUCUCAAACGACACCAAACCCAACCUUGCUAGGAUCCCACUCCGAUGGAUGAUUCGGGAAUGUUUCAAAACCAAUACGGGUAUCAUGUUCUAUGCUGAUAUGUUGGAAGAGAUUAUGGGUGUGGAUCCCGCGGUUCUUUAUCCGGCUGUUCUUCCUAGACCCCCAGCGUUGAAGAUCAGUGAGGAGCAAGGGCAUUAUAUUCGAUCUAUAUCUGACGAUGCGGCCAAGUCGAAGGGCUCGCCCGAGAGCUUGGAUGAAGGGACGGUAACUACUACUGGUCAACGAGCGACAGAGGAAGAACUCGAGCUCAUGGAUUCUCUUUCGCCGAUUUAUGAUCAGCUUUCUUUAAAAUGGUUCUGGUGGAUUCUUGAAUUUUUCCCUAUCACGAUGAGAUACCAAUCCGGGGACAGCUCGUGGGUAUCGUAUUUGGGGUGGAAUCUAGGACGGGGUAUAAUUAUUCCUAGGCAGGAGACGGAGGGGGUGAAGGUACAUAGGAGUGUGAAAUUGAGGAUGGAAGCUAAGUCUAGGGACGGACAGAGGUAUGUGCCGAAGGCGAGUUUUGAUGAGAGGUACACGACUUGGGUGGAUUGAUGGUCUUUUGAUACUACAUAUUCGAGGAAAACUCUAUCUUUAUAUCAGUUUCUCGGAAGGAUUUGUAAACCGGUCGAUGGUGGAUAGAAAUGAUGCUG